AUGGGCUUCGACCUGGGCGUCGUCCCGUCCAACCCGGACGGCUGGGGCCCUCCUGACGUCCCGGUGAUUCCGCAGUCCCUGGGCGGCGGCGCCUCCAUCCCUUUCGCGCCCUUCUCCCGCUCCGACAAGCUGGGCCGCAUCGCCGACUGGACGCGCAACCCCGCCGGCCCAGCCGCCUUCGCCGCGGCCUCCCGGGACUCCGUCUUCGACUUCACCUCCGCGGACGACUCGCUCAUCGCCGGGGCCGAGGACUCCUCGUUCCGCCUCGUCGACGCUAAGCCGCCGCCGCGGCCGCAACGGUUCGGCCCCAAGUGGCGCUUCAACCAGCGCCAGCAGCUCCCGCAGCGCCAAGACGAGGAGGUGGAGGCGCGCCGCCGCUUGGCCGAGAAGGAGCGCGCACGCCGCGACCGCCUCUUCCAGAACAACCGCUCACAUCACCACCCCAACUUCCGGUUCAACCAGCCUUUGAACUCGGCCAAGCCCUCCGUCGACAUCCAGCCCGACUGGACCAUGCGCGAGCAGAUCCCCUUCGCCAACUUCACCAAGCUCUCCUUCUCCGUCGCCGACCAGCCCGAGGAUCUCCUCUUAUGCGGCGCCGUCGAGUUCUACGAUCGGGCCUAUGACCGUCUCAACCCCAAGGCUGCGCGCCGUCUCGAGCGCUUCAAGUCCCGCAACUUCUUCAAGGUCACCACCACCGACGACCCUGUCAUCCGCCGCCUCGCUGAGGAGGACAAAGCCACGGUGUUCGCGACUGAUGCCAUCCUCGCCGCUCUCAUGUGCACGCCCCGCAGCAUCCAAUCAUGGGACAUGGUCGUCCAGCGCGUGGGCAACAAGCUGUUCCUUGACAAGCGUGACGGCUCCCAGCUCGACCUGCUCACUGUCAAUGAGACUGCGCAGGAGCAGCUUCCUGAGAACAAGGAUGACAUCAACUCAGCGCACUCGCUCGCUGUUGAGGCCACCUACAUCAACCAGAACUUCUCACAGCAGGUGCUGCACCGCAAUGGUGAGAAGGUUACCUUUGACGAGCCCAAUCCAUUUGCUUCUGAGGGCGAGGAGGCAGCAUCUGUUGGCUACCGCUACCGCCGCUGGAAGCUGAAUGAUGAGAUCAGUCUGGUUGCUCGCUGCGAGGUGCAUGCUGUCAAUGUUGAUCCAAGUGGUGGUCGCCAGUUUAUUACCCUCAACGCCCUAAAUGAGUUUGAUCCAAAGAUUACUGGUGUUGACUGGAGGCAGAAGCUUGAGAACCAGCGUGGUGCUGUCCUUGCUACAGAGCUCAAGAACAAUGCGAACAAGCUUGCUCGCUGGACUGCCCAGGCUUUGCUUGCUGGUGCUGACAUGAUGAAGUUGGGCUAUGUGUCACGUGUGAACCCCCGUGAUCACUACAACCAUUCUGUGCUCACUGUGAUGGGGUACAAGCCAAGGGAUUUUGCCGCACAGAUCAACCUCAACACUGCAAACAUGUGGGGAAUCGUCAAGUCAAUUGUGGACAUUUGCAUGAAGUUUGAAGAGGGCAAGUAUGUGUUUGUGAAAGAUCCAGCAAAGCCACAGGUGAGGAUCUAUGAGGUGCCAUCUGAUGCGUUUGAGAAUGAUUAUGUUGAAGAGCCACUUCCAGAGGAGGAGCAGGUUCGCCCACUUGGAGAAGUUGAUGCCACUGCAGAGGAAAUGGAUGCUGUUGCUGAGGCAGAAGCCAACAAUGCAUCUUCUGCUAAUGGUGGUGAGGGUGAGAAGAGUCCAGAUGCCACUGUUGCUUGA
This is a messenger RNA of Miscanthus lutarioriparius, 1749 nucleotides long. Lineage: Eukaryota; Viridiplantae; Streptophyta; Magnoliopsida; Poales; Poaceae. The record is from the annotation of a GenBank genome assembly.